GGUGAUGUGGGGCUGGCUAUGGGGAAGCUGUAUGGGAACGACUUUAGCCAGACGACCAUCUCGCGCUUCGAGGCGCUCAACCUGAGCUUCAAAAACAUGUGCAAACUGAAACCUCUCCUGGAGAAGUGGCUCAACGACACCGAGAACAUGUCUCCAGACUCCAGUGCGCUGCCCAGUCCAGGGGCCACACACACACACACACACACUCUGCUGGGACUGGAUGGGCUGCCCAGCCGCCGCCGCAAGAAGCGCACCAGCAUCGAGACCACCGUCCGCGUCGCCCUGGAGCGCAGCUUCAUCACGAACCAGAAGCCCGGGUCGGAGGAGGUGCUGUCGCUGGCGGAUCAGCUGGGUCUGGAGAAGGAGGUGGUGCGCGUGUGGUUCUGUAACCGCCGCCAGAAGGAGAAGCGCGUCAGCCCCGGCCCCUCCUCCUCUGGAGCCACGCCCCCUCAUUUGCAUAGACACGCCCUCUCCUCAUCAGGAGCCACGCCCCCUCUGCAUGGACACACCCACCACAACAACGCCGUUGCCACCACCGCACACAAACUCUCCUGCUACAGCCCACACAUGAUGACCACUCAAGCUACCAGUCUCAGCACAACAGUGACCUCCUUGUCCUCUAUGUGCCCUUUGACCCCCAGUGGACCACCCCACCUAAGCCCCGCCCAGUCCCAUCUAAGCCCUGCCCAGUCUCCUGUAGCCCCGCCUCCUCGUAGCACAGCAAGCCCCGCCCCUCUUACCCACAACACUCUCUGUCUCAACACAGGCUCUUGCAGCCAGUGGUGGCAAACUGCCCAAUACCAGUCCUGAGGGCGGGACUAACCUUUUGAUUGGCGGCUCCAGGACUCAGGGGGCGGCCUUUCCCUCUUCCCUGUUCCUCAACCAUUCUACCCUGUUGCCCAUGGCAACAAAUUCUGGCCUGCGAUUGGCCAGUCCUGCUGCCAGCAAAGCUGCCAAAGACUAUUAUCUCAGUGCGAAGGGAAUUAGCCCCACCCCCUGUU
Sardina pilchardus (European sardine) is the source of this 1001-nucleotide messenger RNA. Its product is annotated as POU domain, class 2, transcription factor 2-like. The record is from RefSeq and is a predicted model, not a curated record. Lineage: Eukaryota; Metazoa; Chordata; Actinopteri; Clupeiformes; Clupeidae. Gene Ontology annotation, molecular function: RNA polymerase II cis-regulatory region sequence-specific DNA binding; DNA-binding transcription factor activity, RNA polymerase II-specific. Gene Ontology annotation, biological process: regulation of transcription by RNA polymerase II. Bases 19 to 810 code for a protein of 263 amino acids. The transcript has 6 exons.